Molecule: messenger RNA, 793 nt
Organism: Cavia porcellus (domestic guinea pig)
Lineage: Eukaryota; Metazoa; Chordata; Mammalia; Rodentia; Caviidae
Gene: Fabp7
Product: fatty acid binding protein 7
Exons: 4
Coding region: 138-536 (132 amino acids)
Biological process (GO): fatty acid transport
Cellular component (GO): nucleus; cytosol
Molecular function (GO): fatty acid binding
Source: RefSeq, a predicted model, not a curated record
UGGCUCUGGGCCAGCUUCUUUUCCAAAUAAGAGGCCCAGAGGCUGUGGGGUGCACAGGGUGCUGUGGCGUGUCAGAAGCAGAGACCUGGGCUCCCUGGUAUCAUCCGUUUUCCAAGCUAGAAGGGAGAAAGGCAAGGAUGGUGGAGGCUUUCUGUGCUACUUGGAAGCUGACGGACAGUCAGAACUUUGACGAGUACAUGAAGGCUCUAGGCGUGGGCUUUGCCACGAGGCAGGUGGGGAACGUGACCAAGCCCACAGUGAUUAUUAGUCAGGAGGCUGGCCGGGUGGUGAUCAGGACCCAGUGCACGUUCAAGAACACGGAGAUCAGCUUCUUUCUGGGGGAGGAGUUUGAUGAAAUCAGUGUGGACGACCGAAAGUGUAAGUCUGUUGUUAGCCUGGACGGAGGCAAACUUGUGCACAUACAGAAAUGGGACGGCAAGGAGACAAAGUUUGUGAGAGAAAUUAAAGAUGACAAAAUGGUUAUGACUCUGACUUUUGGUGACGUUGUCUGUGUUCGCCAGUAUGAGAAAGUGUAAGGAAAUUCCUGGGUCGGGCUGGAGACGCCCUGGGAUUAUCCUCUCCGUCACCUGCAUCAACAGUGGUGAAGGUCAUCCCCAGGAGGAGGCAGAGAAUGGGGACUGAAAACCGUGUAACUCCAAACAGCUAGCUCAAUUUCGAUAUGCAAGUUUAUCAUGUUUUUAAAAAUUUUAUCACAAUUUUUUAAUAAAAAAGAACGCAUUUAUGAUUUCCUUUGGAAUACAAAUCAAAUUGGAAUAAAAAUCUUAUAUACUCA